GGCGGCGGCGGCGGCGGCGGCGGGGGGCGCGCGGCUCCGGGCGCGGCGCCUGCACCAUGAACUACCAGCAGCAGCUGGCCAACUCGGCUGCCAUCCGGGCCGAGAUCCAGCGCUUCGAGUCGGUCCACCCCAACAUCUACUCCAUCUACGAGCUGCUGGAGCGCGUGGAAGAGCCGGUGCUGCAGAACCAGAUCCGGGAGCACGUCAUCGCCAUCGAAGAUGCCUUUGUGAAUAGCCAGGAAUGGACAUUAAGUCGAUCUGUUCCGGAGCUCAAAGUGGGAAUCGUGGGUAACCUGGCCAGCGGCAAGUCGGCCCUGGUGCACCGGUAUCUGACCGGCACUUACGUCCAGGAGGAGUCUCCCGAAGAUAUGGAUGCAGGUGGCAGAUUCAAGAAAGAAAUUGUUGUUGAUGGACAGAGCUAUCUGCUGCUGAUUAGAGAUGAAGGGGGCCCCCCAGAGGCGCAGUUUGCCAUGUGGGUGGACGCUGUUAUAUUUGUCUUCAGCUUAGAGGAUGAGAUCAGCUUCCAGACCGUUUACCACUACUACAGUCGGAUGGCCAACUACCGGAACACGAGCGAGAUCCCUCUGGUUCUGGUGGGGACGCAGGAUGCCAUAACUUCCACCAACCCGCGGGUCAUCGACGACGCCCGGGCGCGGAAGCUGUCCAGCGACCUGAAGAGGUGCACCUACUACGAGACGUGCGCCACCUACGGGCUGAACGUGGAGCGCGUGUUCCAGGACGUUGCCCAGAAGAUCGUGGCCACGAGGAAGAAGCAGCAGCUGUCCAUAGGGCCCUGCAAGUCGCUGCCCAACUCCCCAAGCCACUCGUCUGUCUGUUCUGCACAGGUGUCCGCCGUGCACAUAAGCCAGACGAGCAACGGAGGCGGGAGCUUAAGCGACUAUUCCUCCUCUGUCCCGUCGACACCCAGCACCAGCCAGAAGGAGCUUCGAAUCGACGUCCCUCCCACAGCCAACACGCCCACACCCGUCCGGAAGCAGUCCAAGCGCCGGUCCAACCUUUUCACCUCUCGGAAAGGGAGUGACCCAGACAAAGAGAAGAAAGGCCUGGAGGGCCGAGCAGACAGCAUCGGGAGCGGUCGAGCCAUCCCAAUUAAACAGGGCAUGCUGCUGAAGCGAAGUGGCAAAUCUUUGAACAAGGAGUGGAAGAAGAAAUACGUCACCCUGUGUGACAACGGCGUGCUGACCUAUCACCCGAGUUUACAUGAUUACAUGCAGAAUGUUCAUGGUAAAGAGAUUGAUCUUCUGAGAACCACUGUGAAAGUCCCAGGGAAGAGGCCACCCCGAGCCACGUCGGCCUGCGUGCCCAUCUCCAGCCCUAAAACCAAUGGCCUGUCCAAGGACAUGAGCAGUUUACACAUCUCCCCAAAUUCAGGGAAUGUCACUAGCGCGUCUGGGUCUCGGACGGCAAGCGGCGUCAGCCCGGGCCCCUCCAGCAGCCGGCCAGACGGCAUGCAGCAGCGCUUCUACUCCGUCUCCAGUGCCGACCAGUGGAGUGAGGCCACGGUCACUGCAAACUCGGCCAUCAGCAGUGACACGGGGCUGGGCGACUCCGUGUGCUCCAGCCCAAGUAUCUCCAGCACCACCAGCCCCAAGCUCGACCCGCCCCCCUCCCCUCACGCCAACAGAAAGAAGCACCGAAGGAAGAAAAGUACCAGCAACUUCAAAGCCGAUGGUCUCUCGGGCACCGCUGAAGAACAAGAAGAAAACUUUGAGUUUAUCAUCGUGUCCCUCACUGGCCAGACGUGGCACUUUGAAGCCACCACGUAUGAAGAACGAGACGCGUGGGUCCAAGCCAUCGAGAGCCAGAUCCUCGCCAGCCUACAGUCCUGUGAGAGCAGCAAGAAUAAGUCCCGACUGACGAGCCAGAGCGAGGCCAUGGCCUUGCAGUCGAUACGGAACAUUCGAGGGAAUUCCCACUGUGUGGACUGCGAGACCCAGAAUCCUAACUGGGCCAGUUUGAACCUGGGAGCCCUCAUGUGCAUCGAGUGCUCGGGGAUCCACCGGAACCUUGGCACCCACCUUUCUCGAGUCCGAUCUCUGGACCUCGAUGACUGGCCCAUCGAGCUCAUCAAAGUGAUGUCAUCCAUCGGGAAUGAGCUGGCCAACAGCGUCUGGGAAGAGAGCAGCCAGGGGCGGACGAAGCCCUCGCUGGACUCCACAAGGGAGGAGAAGGAGCGGUGGAUCCGGGCCAAGUACGAACAGAAGCUCUUCCUGGCCCCCCUGCCCUGCACGGAGCCGUCCCUGGGCCAGCACCUGCUGCGGGCCACCGCCGACGAGGACCUGCGGGCCGUCAUCCUGCUGCUGGCGCACGGCUCCCGGGACGAGGUGAACGAGACCUGCGGGGAGGGGGACGGCCGCACCGCGCUGCACCUGGCGUGCCGGAAGGGGAACGUGGUGCUGGUGCAGCUCCUGAUCUGGUACGGGGUGGACGUCAUGGCCCGCGACGCCCACGGGAACACGGCGCUGGCCUACGCCCGGCAGGCGUCCAGCCAGGAGUGCAUCGACGUCCUGCUGCAGUACGGCUGCCCCGACGAGCGCUUCGUGCUCAUGGCCACCCCCAACCUGUCCAGGAAGAACAAUAAUCGCAACAACAGCAGCGGGCGGGUGCCCACCAUCAUCUGAGGACCGCCGGCCCGCCGCGCCCGGGCCCCUCCUCAGCCUCGCGCCUCGCCCCGAAGUCACGACACGUGAGUCCCGUCGCAUCCCCACUCUCUUCCCGGCGGUCACCCGCCCACCCGCCCUCACCCUGCGCGAAAUCACAAAAGCCUGACCGCCCUCACGGGGCGAAGAGGGAGGCCAGGAGGCUGCGAGACCGACUCCUUUUCCCGAACUCCCCCCCACCGCCCACAACGGGCAGGAGCUGCCGGUGGUCCUCGGUUUCUUGAUGAUAGCACACGGCGAGGUAGCCGGGUCCAGCGGCCCGUGGACACAGAGCACGGCACAAGGGACGGGGACGCGAGGGGGAGGGGAGGCGAGGAGCAAGGAGAAGGGUAACUCUCCUUAACCGGCAGUUAAGCACAUCAGUACAUUUCACCUCUUCCAAACGGAACACGCGGAUUUCAUCUCUUCUCCGAGGAGCUUGACGGCAUAAAUCAGAGGCAAAGCAGAGUUUGUCAGGUUUGAAGCCCCUAUGAUGGUAUGUGUCAAAUCAGUUGUAGCUAAUCUGUCCAGAGAGAAUACUGGCUUCAUUACGCUUGUGUAGUAGAGUUCUUCCAGCAUUACCGCUGUUUAAUAGAACAUGAUUAGUCAUCACCGAGGAAAAAGCAUAUUAGCCGAAGAGGUAGUUACACCGCACGCUCUGAUGCUUGCCCCGAUGUGAUUGCAAUACUUCUUAGAAGCAUCAUAUUAUCCCAGACAUGUUCUUUCGAGCCCUUGGAGCCCUCCUUUCUAAAUUCACUGUCAUAAUUUAGUAUCUGUUUAAUUUUUCAGUCCAAAGAGAGGAAAUCAGUUGCUGCGUAUUCUGAGAUUGCCGUCUCCCUCCUUGGUGCAAAAAACAAAAUGGAAAAAAUAAAUUAGGGUAGCUCAGAAAUUCAACAGGAAAUCACGAAUCCAAGCUAAUAAUAACACUUUGAGUACAUAUAAUAAACUAACUGAAGGCAUAAAAGGCUAUAUAUAUAUAUAUAUAUAUAUUUUUUUUUUUUUUUUUUUUUUUGACCCCAGACAUCAGAUCUUACUUCCUUUUGCCAAGGUGGAGGCCUUGGGUCUCAGUCACUUCUGGGCCCCACCGAGUGUCACCCAGGCUUCCGUGUUCUGUCCUUAGAUAAGAUUGUGAAAAUCUAUUUGAAUAAAAGAAGUUCAUAAAUAUGCAUUGAUUUUUGUACAGACAAAUGUCACCUCUGUUAAUUUAUAAAUUGAACUGGAUGUGAACUAAUAAUGUACAACUAGUUGCGAUGCGAGGGUCACAGAUCAUUGUACGCGGAAGCCACUCCCAGCAGCAAAUGCUUCCAUUAAUGUGACAGACAGCCUCUGAAGAGGAGCGCAUCAGAAGACGGUGGUAUGAUUUGCUUAUUAAAAUCGAGGAGGGAAAAAAACAACCAGACACUGAGGCAUAUCAGAGACGAGGAAGGAGGCAUGUGAUUUCCCAUCAUUUUCAACCUGAUAGCACUUCUGCUGACCCAGAGGAAGGGGCCACGGCCAAGCGGGGGGCGCUUUUCUGAAUCCCAGACCCGUGCACUCUGCAGUGGCAGUUCGGGACCGGCCACCCGCAGGUCUGCGGCACCUGCCGGCCGGCGAGAAUCACUAAGGCCUGACUUGGCGGCCGGGCCCUCCGUCCUGUUGAUUAGCACGUCCCCUGACCUGCUGUCACUAAGCGGCAUCAGGCUGCUUCAGACGUUAGCUCCCUUCAUCCUGGCCAAAUCGUGACACCCUAGGUUCAGAAGGAAGGGGGUGGCUCUGCCCGGAGGAGAGGGUUGUCCGAUUGGAAGGCGCCCCUGGACACUGGUGGCCCCAGAACCAGGGUCGCACUAGGCUGGCAGCCCCCCGGGGGGGUCUCCUGCUCUCAUAUAGCAAACCUUCUAUUUUGUAAGAGUUUUUCCUCUUCUUUCACUUUAAAAAAAAAAAAA
This is a messenger RNA of Hyaena hyaena (striped hyena), 4582 nucleotides long. RefSeq names its product ArfGAP with GTPase domain, ankyrin repeat and PH domain 1 (gene AGAP1). The transcript has 19 exons. Gene Ontology annotation, cellular component: nucleus. The record is from RefSeq and is a predicted model, not a curated record. Gene Ontology annotation, molecular function: GTPase activity; GTP binding; protein binding. Bases 57 to 2642 code for a protein of 861 amino acids. NCBI's taxonomy places the organism in Eukaryota, Metazoa, Chordata, Mammalia, Carnivora, Hyaenidae.